AUGUCGUCGCAAGAACGUGAAAAACUUCCUAUGAGAUUUCCAUUAUGGCAUGUACCGUAUUUGGAAAAACACCGAAUAUUCAAUCUGUUCCACGAAAUUGCUAGAGAACUCGUGAUCAAUAAACCAAGCGAUCACCUACUUUUCACCAAACAGAUAAUAUUAAACGCUGCAAAAAGUAGAGAGAUACCAAGAAUUCUUUUCCUUCCAUCACCAAAAAUUAACUUACUGGAAUUGGCCACAGAAGUGAGUAAACUCACCAAACAAGUUGUAAUAUCCCGCGAAAAACUCAUUGGGUGCUUAAACAAAGAUUUCGAUGAAGUUAGACCAGAAGUUUUAGCCAAAGGUUUGGCAUAUUUGGUUCGCCAGGAAAAUUGCUAUUCAAAAGGAUGGAUCAUGGUUGAUUGCUUGAGAAAUGAAGCAGACGCUAAGCACUUAUUGCAAUUGGGUAUUAUCCCAACGCAUACAUUCCAUCUUAUAGCUCCGUUCCAUCCCAACAUAAACGAUAUACUAUACUGCAAGGUACCACCACAUUGGCCUGAACAAAGACGAUUACUAGUUGCUCUUAGGAAUAUUUUCAAAAAUUCAUUACGAGAAGUUCAUCUCAAACAUAGACACAUUGCUGAAAUAAUUGCAGAAAUAAUUGAUACGGCUAAAAUAAGAAAACUUUUACGACCAAUUAAACCUAGAGUUCUCCUUCUGGGUCCUAGAGGUUCGGGUAGAAAAACUCAAGCUGUCCUAUUAUCUCAUAAUCUUAACAUCGUAUUCAUAGAUUUUGAAUAUUUGUUAUGUCAGGCAUGGAUAUCGCCUACGGAAUUAGGCAAAAAGCUCAGAGAAUGUCAAAAUGAAGUUUGUUUUCAUUCCGAUUUACUAGCACAAGUAGUUAAUCAACGAAUUCUUCAAGAUGAUUGCCUCACGAACGGUUAUGUUCUAGUCGGAUUUCCAUACACCGACACAGACUUCAAAUAUUUUGAUUCACUGGAUACUCCACCCAACAGGGUCAUAUUUAUCGAAUGUGAUUUGAAUGUAUGUAGAGAAAGGAUCCGUUAUAGAAGACUUAACACAAUCACUGGUUCUCUUGUGAAUAUAAAAGAAAAUCCAACCGCUGAAAAAGAGAAGGAAUUAGUCCUUCAUCCAAAAGAUGAUAUACACAUGAUUAAUGCAGAAUUGAAUUAUUAUUGUCAAAACUACGGAUCUUUGAGAAAAUAUUGUGGUCCUACAGCAAAAAUUGUUAAUGGGGAUUUGAGUAUACGAGCUGUAAAUGAAACUAUAACUGCAAUAAUAUUGAGAGCAUCGACAGCAUUCCCACCAAGAAAAGGUAUGUCUGCUGAAGAUACCAAGUCGAUGACAUCUUCGGAUGAUUCGUGUGGGUGUCCUGUAGUAUCUUCAAAAAUCGUAGAUUGUUUCAUUAAACAACUAUAA
Messenger RNA from Diorhabda sublineata, 1419 nucleotides. RefSeq names its product adenylate kinase 8. Gene Ontology annotation, biological process: nucleoside triphosphate biosynthetic process. The transcript is spliced from 6 exons. Gene Ontology annotation, molecular function: AMP kinase activity; nucleoside diphosphate kinase activity; ATP binding. The record is from RefSeq and is a predicted model, not a curated record. NCBI's taxonomy places the organism in Eukaryota, Metazoa, Arthropoda, Insecta, Coleoptera, Chrysomelidae. Gene Ontology annotation, cellular component: cytoplasm. The coding region runs from base 1 to 1419 and encodes 472 amino acids.